AACAAUUAGUAAAUGAAAAUGUCUAUUCGUUUGGGUGAAUAUGUUUCAACAAUUAACAAACCAUUGUCAACGAUUGUUUCACAAUUAGUUUUAAUGAUCUUAACUAUUUUGACCAUCACAAGUAAACAAGUCACCGUUCAUGGUCAAUUUAAUGAAUCACAAUCAACAAUUAAUAAUAAUGAAACAUUGCUAAUUAAUAAUAAUAUUGAAGUAACGACAUCAAAAUCAUUAACCAUUGGUUCAUCACCAACAAUUAACGUUAACAGUUCUGGUUUAGAUGAUCAACAAUUAACAACAUCACAAUUGGACUCACAUUAUUAUCAUGUUACUACACCGGAUGAACUAUUAGAUGAUGUUAACACCCAACAAUCAACUUUAAUUGCUGUGCCACCAGUUAUCCGAAGUGAUUACAAUCAACAACAACAACAACAACAAUCAACCAAUCUGAAUAACUCGUACACGCGAAAUCAAACAAUUUAUAAAUCACCGAUAACAAUGCCUAAUGUUACAACCAAUUCAUCGUUAAUUCAUCAAAAUAAUUCACUAAUUACAACUAAUCAAUCAAUGAUUAUGAUUUGUGAUCCAAACAGAUACACAUUUGACCAUCAACAAGUUGCUAAAUUUUUCUUGACCACAAUGAUCCUGUUGGGAUUUUGCUGUUUGUUAAUUGUUAUCCUUUUGGUCCUGGUCAUUUAUAUUUACCGGAAAUUAUCAAAAGGACGAAAUGUCAAGGUUUCUUCAAGAGAAAAUAAUAACGGAGCAAAUAUUGAAAUUGAUACAAUUAAAGAUGGACGAUUUUAUCCAAUUCAGGAUAAUCCCGCUUUCGAUGAAGAUGAAUUUGUUGGUUCUCGAACUGAUUUCAGAUUCUUCGAAGUCUCUAGUUUACCUUAUAAUCGUAAUCAAACUAAUCAUCAUCAAGGUAACAAAUCAACAACUGAAACUUUUGGUUAUCGUCAUUAAUGUAAAUACACUAAUUGUCAUUGGAAUACACAGAUUGUCAAUCUAAUUAAGUUAAUUUAUGGUUAUUAUUAUAUCCAAGCAACUGAGUAGAUCUCAUUGUUUUCAAUAGCUUUUUAAUGUGAAUUUAAUUGUCAAAACAAAUUGUAAUUAUCUAUUGUAAUCACUUUAAUAAUAUAAUCAUUUUGUUUUUCUCA
Panonychus citri (citrus red mite) is the source of this 1154-nucleotide messenger RNA. RefSeq lists its product as uncharacterized. The transcript is spliced from 2 exons. The record is from RefSeq and is a predicted model, not a curated record. Bases 13 to 960 code for a protein of 315 amino acids. Lineage: Eukaryota; Metazoa; Arthropoda; Arachnida; Trombidiformes; Tetranychidae.